Messenger RNA from Syngnathus acus (greater pipefish), 1551 nucleotides. RefSeq names its product secreted phosphoprotein 1 (gene spp1). The transcript is spliced from 8 exons. Bases 171 to 1190 code for a protein of 339 amino acids. Gene Ontology annotation, biological process: ossification; cell adhesion. The record is from RefSeq and is a predicted model, not a curated record. Lineage: Eukaryota; Metazoa; Chordata; Actinopteri; Syngnathiformes; Syngnathidae.
AGAGUCUCGGCCCUGAUUGGCUGCUGACAGAAGCAUGCAGAUAAAAAGGGCAGCGGGGAGACUGCAAUAGCAUCACAGGGCAGCGCACAGCAUCCAGGGAACAUACUACGAUCAAACCUCACCAGUCUCCACUCUUCCUGCUACUCCAAACAAGACACCAAACAGACACGAUGAAAGUGGCAUUUGUAUUUGUUCUGCUCUUUGCUGCAGUUCUCUGCCGACCAGCAAAAAAAUAUUCUGACAGUUCGGCGGAGAGUUCUGAAGAAGUGGUCAGACGAUCUGGAGCGUCACUCUUCAGGAAAAAGAUGGCCCAAUUGACUCGCUUCCAUGUGUCACCAUUCAGGUUGUUCCAGAAUUUUUUAGCACCUGUUGCUAUGGGUUCAGAUGAGAGCACAGAUGGUUCUAAGGAGGCAGCAGUCGAGAGUCCAGCUUUAAUCAACUUUGAAACUACAGAUGAUGCUACAACAGACACACCCUCCGUUGACAACCAAGAUGAACCAAGUAAAGACGGUGAUGAUGACGACAAUGACGACGAUGAUGAUGAUGAUGAUGAUGAUGAAGAGGAAUCAGAGGAGAGUGAAAGUGAAGAGGAAGACGAAGAAGAGAGCUCAGAGUCGGGCGAGUCUUCCACUGUUGCUCCCGAGACAGUAACCCCUGUAAUUGUGACCGAAGAGCCCCUGUUGCCCACCAUUGUCACAGACACAGAUUCGGGCCGCGGUGACAGCAUGGGAAGAUACCCCAGCGAGUACAAGAGCUAUGUCUACGCGGAGGAGAAGACCUACCACAAGGCUCCUUCAUCUUACAAGUCCUAUGAAUAUGUUGACACAGGCAAAAAAUCAGGCUAUGACAUGCCCAUUGGCAAUGAGGUGGAGAAGUCACCAGAGGUGUACAACAGUGAGAUUUAUCAGGGGCACUCUGACGUACUGGAGGAGGACAGCAGCACUCCUGAGAACCAGGAAGUUCUUCCAGUAGAGGAGGAGGAGAACGAUGGCACAAACGAUAGCGGAAGCUCCACAGAUGUGGAGGAAGAAGAAGAGUCUGAACACGAGCAGAGCAGCGAGGAGGCUACAUCCACACCCGGGGCUGCUGACAGCGAUUCUGACGAGAGUGACAGCAUGGAAAGUGACUCAGAUGAGCAGGAGAUGAGCCCCGAAACCACUGACAUGCCCGCGGUCAUCACCGCCAAAUAAGUCGUCCAGAAACUCAGGUGGUGUCCCUCAUAAGGGGUUCAUGGCCUAUUCUAGUUCAUCUGUCCACUUUGGAGACACUUUCUACGGGAGGGACCAACAGAACCAAUGUUUGUUUACUAUCAAUUAUUGUCUGAGUUCUGAAAAUAUUUUUGAGCUAAUUGGCACAUUAUUUAUCAGAUUCAAACAGGUUCUGUUGAAUUUUGAAUGAAAAGAUCCAAAAUUGUAAAUGAUGACAAAAAAAGAUUAAUCAGGAGGAAAAUAUUUGACUUGGCGCAGCAGGAAAUAAAUCAAAAUCCAAGGGGCGCAUUCAAGGUAACAUGAACUUGCAUGCAAAUAUGGGUCAUCAGUUCAAAAGCAUCAU